UUAUCAAUUUUGCGGCGACCAAUAGGAGCCCGAGUUCCUCUUACUCCCUUUCUCUUAGCUCCGUGAGAACCUAAUCGAACCCACGGUCGACGCCCCUAGCGCUCUCGAGCCCAAGUUUCAUCUCUUCCAAAUGGCGGCACAUAAGAUAGCGCAUGCCACCCUGAAGGGCCCAAGUGUUGUCAAGGAGAUCUGCAUAGCUCUUACGCUUGGAAUGUUUGCCGGCGGUCUCUGGAAGAUGCAUCAUUGGAAUGAGCAGAGGAAGACUAGGGCUUUCUACGACAUGCUGGAGAAAGGUGAGAUCAGUGUUGUUGUUGCCGAAGAGUAGCUCUUUCUGAUCUUCAUAUUUCUUUUUGCUAUAAGAAAGUUUAUGCUCUAGUGUUAUGGUUUUCAUCUCAUUGUGAUUUUAACUGUUCGUAAUAAGCGUAGAUACUGAGCGUCAACAAACGCUGUCCAUGCUUCACUAGUGAUACUUUUGUUUCUCCUACACCGGUUUGUAUUUCGACUUGUGGAGUUUUCUAAAUCUUGAUACUUCUAAGUAAGAGUUUUUUUUUUUUGGUUUUAUUCUGAUGUAUGGAUGCUUCCGGCUUCUUUUAAGUCGCUUCUCUUUGUUAUCGUUUUCAGCAUUUGCUGGAACUCUUGAAUAAGACAAACAGCGGUAAUAUCUA
Messenger RNA from Ananas comosus (pineapple), 665 nucleotides. Its product is annotated as cytochrome c oxidase subunit 5C-like. The record is from RefSeq and is a predicted model, not a curated record. Bases 131 to 325 code for a protein of 64 amino acids. NCBI's taxonomy places the organism in Eukaryota, Viridiplantae, Streptophyta, Magnoliopsida, Poales, Bromeliaceae. The transcript has 2 exons.